Molecule: messenger RNA, 1197 nt
Organism: Fonsecaea multimorphosa CBS 102226
Lineage: Eukaryota; Fungi; Ascomycota; Eurotiomycetes; Chaetothyriales; Herpotrichiellaceae
Exons: 1
Coding region: 1-1197 (398 amino acids)
Biological process (GO): isoprenoid biosynthetic process
Molecular function (GO): prenyltransferase activity
Source: RefSeq, a predicted model, not a curated record
AUGUCGACCGUUUCAACAGAAAACCCGGCUUCUCCCAACGCCAUUCCAAUUCGCUACAGCUCCGCCGGUGUCUCCAAUGGCCUUCAUCAACAGACUUCAAAAUCCGUCCUCAGACCUCUACCAGAGGAUUCCUGGAUUUCGUCCAAGCACCAUUCGAUGCCUCCAGUGCUGAGUCCAGCCCCCGUCCUCUCCGACCAUACCAACAGCCUCAAACGCAGACAUUCAAAGAAGCGAUCUGCUCCAGAGAAUUUGUUAUCUAAAAAACCCGGAGAAUGGUCGCCGCAGAAGGAGAAGAUAAUUUUGGGCCCUUAUGACUACCUGUUCUCCCACCCUGGAAAGGAUAUCCGCUCAGCCUUGAUCAAGGCGUUCGAUGCCUUUCUACAUGUCCCGUCAAAUUCUCUGGAUAUUAUUACAAAGGUGGUGGGGAUGUUACAUACAUCCUCGCUGCUCAUCGACGACGUGCAGGACAGCAGCAUGUUGCGAAGAGGUAUCCCGGUGGCACAUAAUAUCUUCGGGACAGCGCAGACGAUUAAUAGCGCAAAUUAUGUCUACUUCCUUGCCCUGCAAGAGCUUCUGCACCUAGACAACAGAGAUGAGGCGAUGGAAAUUUUCACCACCGAACUGCUCAACCUUCAUCGAGGCCAAGGAAUGGAUUUGUAUUGGCGCGACACCCUGACCUGCCCGACGGAGGACGACUAUCUGGAAAUGGUGCAGAACAAGACUGGGGGCUUGUUUCGUCUAGCCGUCAAGCUCAUGCAGGCUGAGUCUCCGGAAAAGGGUCGCAUCGACUGUGUCCCACUUGUCAACCUGCUGGGCUUGGUUUUUCAGAUAUGCGACGACUACCUCAAUCUUUCUUCCAGCACCUAUACUAAGAACAAGGGCCUAUGCGAAGACCUCACGGAAGGCAAAUUCUCCUUCCCUAUCAUCCACUCGAUCAGGAGCAACCCCUCCAACCUGCAACUCAUCAAUAUCCUGAAACAGAAAACCACCGACGAGCAAGUCAAGCGAUAUGCGGUGAAGUAUAUGGAGGGCACAGGCAGCUUUGAGUAUACCAAGAGGGUCGUGCGCGAAUUGAGACAGAAGGCUGUAAAUCUGGUAACGGAAAUGGAUGGCGGUUCUGGAAAGGGGGAUGAGGUGAAGUUGAUUCUGGAUAAGAUUGCGGAAGCAGCACUCAAUGAUUCGGGGCAAAGUUCAUGA